Molecule: messenger RNA, 1349 nt
Organism: Mandrillus leucophaeus (drill)
Lineage: Eukaryota; Metazoa; Chordata; Mammalia; Primates; Cercopithecidae
Gene: CUNH2orf15
Product: chromosome unknown open reading frame, human C2orf15
Exons: 4
Coding region: 376-738 (120 amino acids)
Source: RefSeq, a predicted model, not a curated record
CUUCCCUCAGCUUGGAACACCUGCUGCUUCGCGGCGGUGGCUUUGUUCCACUUUCCCAGAGCUUGGGCAUCAUUCUGGACCCAUGUUCGGUGAACCGGUUACUCCUAGAGCUGCUUUUGGGCUCGUUUUGAGGGAGCCUUCCAGGUCCAGCCCUCCCACUGCAGCCUGCGGGGAGCGAGCCGGCCUGUCCCGAUGACAUAGACAGUAGGUUUUUACAGCAAUUCUCUGAUGCCCUUGAUAUGGUAGAACGCUGUGUAUAUCAAGAGUAAGCUGUCGUUUGAGGAGACUAACAAUUCCUGUUUUUGCCAGAUUUCUUCUUGAAUGGCAACCUAAAUGCCAGUCCAAAGAGGCCCCCAAUAGACUUGUUCACCCUUCAUGUCCUCAACUCUGGGGAAGUUAAGUAAUCAAGUUGAAGAAACACUUCCACUACUUAAAAAUUACUUUCAUAUUUGUUCAGCUAUCCCAAUGGGAUUUUCACUUAGUAAAUCUACUCAGGUGUCUGCUAUGCAUAUGGAUUCAAAAGUGGAUGAUCACUUAAUACGAAGGACUGAAAAAAGCAGGUUGGAACCAACGACUCAGUUAUUUCAAAACACCAAGAAAAUAAGAUUAGAAGACACAAAUCAAGAAAACUUUUCAAGGAUUGAAGGGACUGGCACAAGAUCUCUUUCUGAGAAGGCCUUGGGUUCAGUGGUAUACGUCAAAGAAAGUGAUGGACUAGAAAUGACAGAUGUGGAAUGAAGCAAUUUGUAUGUAUUACCAAACAAACCAAAAACUGCCUUUAAUUAAGAGGGGGUGUUGAAAGAGAACUUAACCUUAUUAGGAAACCCUAACAAAAUGACAGAAGACUAUUGCUUUAUUUUACACUAUUUGUGAAUCAUCUUACACUGCAUUUUUUGAUUAUGCCUAUUCAAAAGGCAGUUGCUUUAGAGUGAAAAAGCCUUCCAAAAUUCAAAGCAGAUUUCUCUGGUAUUAUAUUAUAUCCUUAAAAACCAGAGCUUUUAAGUAACAGUAUUUGAAUAGCACCAACACAUUUUCAUUUUAAUGUAUUUCUUUAACAAGUGAUUUAAAAAAGUGUCUAAGAGGCCGGGCAUGGUGGCUCAUACCUGUAAUCCCAGCACUUUGAGGGGCCAAGGCGGGUCAGGAGUUCGCAACCAGCCUGGCCAAUAUGGCGAAACCCCAUCUCUACUAAAAAUGCAAAAAAUUAGCCAGAUGUGGUGGUGGGCGCCUGUAAUCCCAGCUACUUGGGAGGCUGAGGCAGGAGAAUCGCCUGAACCCCAGAGGCGGAGGUUGCAGUGAGCUGAGAUCAUGCCCUCGCACUCCAGCCUGGGCAACAAGAGCGAAACUCCUUC